Molecule: messenger RNA, 6171 nt
Organism: Paramisgurnus dabryanus
Lineage: Eukaryota; Metazoa; Chordata; Actinopteri; Cypriniformes; Cobitidae
Gene: gpat3
Product: glycerol-3-phosphate acyltransferase 3
Biological process (GO): triglyceride biosynthetic process
Cellular component (GO): endoplasmic reticulum
Molecular function (GO): glycerol-3-phosphate O-acyltransferase activity
Source: RefSeq, a predicted model, not a curated record
AAUAUAAAAGAGACUAUUCAUACAUCUACAUUUAUUUUAUAAAUGAGGAAAUACAUGUGAAUAGUUCAAUCUGAAUUAUAAAUCUGAAAUGAGUAAACCAAUCGGAGUGUUUAAUUGUAAGCUCCGCCCCUUUUUUGCUUUCGGAUCGCGUCUCAGUUCAUAGGAGAGAUGCAGAGCGACAGAGGCACUCGAUCUAACGCGAGAGUGUUUAAUUUGAUUAAAUAUGACUCCUAAGUUCAUAUUAACUGAAGAAAUCAGAAUUUAACUUGCAUAUAUUCAAUGAUACAGCGUGAUUCUGUGGAUUGAGCACUUUUUGAGCUUUCAUUUUGACCUGUGUGAUUAUGUUAAACCACAUGGUGCGUUGUGUUCACUGCUGUUCGCUGACGCCAUUUUGGUUGCACGUGCCUGUGAAAGACAAAAAGAGAGAGAAACACGUGAAUGGACAGGUAUUUGUAUAAAUUGUCAUUUAUUAUGAUGAUGGCACUUAUGUAUGUAUUUUAUUUGUUUCCUGUAUUAUGUACAAUUGUUAAUCGUUAUUGAUACACAAUAUUGAAUGUUUUUUCCUUUCGUAUGAACAUUCCUUGAGCUGGAUUUUCCUAAUUGAUGGGGAGCCUCCCAUUUCGACCUGAUUGGAUCACGAAUCUAGAGGAAAGGACAAUUUUCUAUUUUAAAUAUUUUUCUUCAGACAAGUAAGAGGAUACAUUUCAGAAACUGUUUCCUUAUUUUGUUUGUUUACUUUAUUGAACUGAAACAUUUCAGAAGCACAAUUCUGAUAAUUUAAGACUGAUCAAUACCCCAAUUGAUAAGAACUUUGAACUUGAAUACUGAUUUCAGCCUGUUACAUAUAUAAUUUGUACCAUCUUUGUACAUUGAUUGUGACUGCGAUUUCUGUAAAUGAGAAGUAAUUUAGAGGGUGAACCCAUAGUAUAUAUAGUUAAUUGUAUUUUCAUUGUUGUUUACUAUUUUUGUGAUUAAGGAAAGAAAAAGAAAGGUUUCUCAAUACUCAAAGUAAAAUAAUUUAUUAAUCAACUUACCUUCUGUCUUUGCUUGUUGCUCACUAUCACUGCUACCUCCUCCUUCGUACGGUGCACCCUUCUGAUCUUAUUAUUAUGCCUGGUCCAUAAGUAAGUGAGUUAAUACCCGCUACAUAAAGAAAGUACACUUUCAUGGCAAUAUUUCUAAACACAUUUAAUAAAAGAUCAUUAGACUGAUGUGACCUACCAAAGACUUGUUAAUUUAAAGUUCAUGCAGUUCUUUUUUAGUUGUCUGUUAAAAUGUUAAAAAAUAAUAACUUUGAGUUUAUUUUUUUCUACGGGAGUUUUUUUGUUUGGACAUAUACAACUCAUAAUUAAUUUAUUAAAUGUACUUUUGCAAAACAAAAAAUCUGAUUCAUAAUUUGACUACCAAAGUGUUUUAUUGUCAGUGUAAGCAUUGUGGUUUUUGUUUGUUUGCAAUGCAUUAAACUGAAAUGAAUACAUUUAAUUAACUAGAUUUGUUUUUCAGUAUUUUGAGAAGUACAUAACCAUAUUUCACAUACAAUAGAAGUAGUUAAAGUACAUACUGUCGAAAGAUGCCAUUAAAUCACUUCACUCCACUGAAAUCACAGUUCAACUGAUUGCAUUUAAUUUUAUAUAUUGGAAUUUAUUUGGCAAACUUGUAUUUGAAACAUUACAUUUAAUGAGUAAUUAAAUGUACUGUUAAUAUACAUUAACUUAUUUUUAAUUUCACAUUAAUUGCUUGACAGUAGAUUGAACAGUGCAAUUUAAGUAUAUUGUAAAAACGCUAGAAGCAAUUAUGAAAGUAGAUAUAAAGUUGUAAUAAAUUACCAAUUAAGUUGUUCCAAAAAAUCACUCUUAAUGGCAACUUAUUACACUUUAUUUCAACUUAAUAUAUGAUAUAUGUUAAAUUAAUUACACUUAAUGUGCAUUCAGUGCGCCGAAAAGAUUGCAUUUAAUUCACACUUAAGAGUAUUGUUAACAGACAUUAAAUUGCAUUUUAAAUCACAUUAAUUUCAUGUCAUUAUAUUGUGUAGUGCACUUUAAGUAUAUUUUAAAAACACUAGAAGCAAUUAUGAAAGUAGAUAUAAAGUUGUAAUAAAGUACCAAUUAAGUUGUUCCAAAAAAUCACUCUUAAUGGCAACUUAUUACACUUUAUUUCAACUUAAUAUAUGAUAUAUGUUAAAUUAAUUACACUUAAUGUGCAUUCAGUGCGCCGAAAAGAUUGCAUUUAAUUCACACUUAAGUGUAUAUACUUAAAGUGUAUUAUUUAUGUAAUAAGUACACUUUAUAAAAGUACACUUAAGCACACUUUUUUUUCACAAGGGAAUACACAUUUAUAUAGCGCUUUACACAAUACUCACAACAGAGAAACUCUUGUAAUUAUUACUUUACUUUACCCCACUCUCCUUGCAGGGUGAACAGCGGCUGGUGCAGUAAACAUAGCCUAGCGAACGUUAGCUGGCUACGAUUUCAGUACAGUAAAAUCAAAAAGCUGGCUCUUUCUCAAUUUUCUGUUAAUAUUCUAUUCACAAAAUACAACCAAUAGUACCGCGAUGUUAAAAAGUACUUGUGAAAAUAAUCCUCCGGGCUCUAUUUGCGAUCGUCGGCCGAUUAGAACAGGAAAAUGCUCCACAGUGCUCUGACAUCUUAUCUGCUGCCAUGCAACGAAACUAGGAGAACGACCGGUUUAAGAUGGCCGCCGUAUUUCUCAGUCCCCAGCGGCCAAUAGGGCAUCUAGUCUUCUAUAUGAUAUCUAUGCCUUAAAGUGUUGUCCUGAGGGCAUUUUUGCACAGUUUUUUCUACCCUUAGGGUAGAGUAAACCAUCGAAAUAUGACGGGUAUGGUACAAAAUGAAAAAAUUAAACACUUAACUUCGUUAGUGUAUUUAUAUUAAUUAUUUGCAAUAAUGGCAAACCAGCAUAUCAGGCAAUAUGGGUUUUAUUCUACGAACUAUGUACAGAAAACAAAUGCACACGUUUGCCCUCCAAGUAGAACUACAAAACAUGCAUAAAAAGUUUAUUUAUAUCUAAAUGGAAAGGUCGAAAACGUUUAUUUUCCAUAAUUUUCCCACUACUUUAUCUUUGAAAUUUAUGACAUAUGCAAGCAAAUCCUAUUAAUUUAAAUUUUAUUUUUUAGAUAAUGUGUCACUGUUUGCUGUGUUGUAUUAUUUAUUCCAUAUGAAAGAAUACGAUUUACGGUAGUACAUUUUUCCUAGAUACUAUAGUGUUUUAACCAUAGUAAAUGUUACUAAAAGCAUAUUACAACAGUAUUUACUACAAUUUAUAAAUUUACUAUAGUUAAUACCGCAGAAUAAUAUAAUUGUUGUUAUGUCUAAACACGAUUACAAUGUGAGACCAUUAUGAAAUAUGACACCAUUAUGUUGACCACAAGGAGGCGCACUUGCAUCAUUUAUAAUCAUACGCGGACGAACUUUGUUACCAAACACACGCAAGUUUUUUUACACAAAUUCUGGACAUAUCUUCAGGAAUAAGAAAUGUAUGUUAUCCCGGUGUUGUACAGCAGAUGGCCCAGAGCCUAGUCCCAUAGACUGACAGAGCCGCACAGAGAUGGAUGGUGCUUGGGAUAUUGCAUGUGUGCUCUUCCACGUGUGGCUGUUUAUUGUGGUGGGGCUCAUCGUGUUACCUGCCAUGUUUGGUGUGUCCCUGGGAUUCACGGAUCUUUAUAUCAAGGUGCUGGUUAAAACAUUAGAGUGGGCCACACUCCGAAUCCAAAGAGGGCAGAAGGAACAGACGACGUUGCCAUCACAAACUGCCAAUGGGAUCAUCGAGAAGGACGAUGGCUCUAUGGAGAAGGAGAUCGGGGAGCUGCGGCAGUCCCAUCCCAAAUCUCUGGCAGGAGAUUUUACCCUGUGUGACGUCUUCUACUUCUGUAAGAAAGGCAUUGAGAUUAUUGUGGAGGAUCAGGUGACUCAGCGCUUCACGUCAGAGGAACUGGCUUCCUGGAAUCUCCUCACAAGAACCAACAACAACUUCCGUUACAUCAGCGUGCGGGUGACCAUCAUAUGGGGCCUGGGAGUUUUUAUACGUUACUGUAUACUGCUGCCUCUCAGGAUCACUUUGGCUGCUAUUGGAUUGAGUUGGUUGGUGAUAGGAACUAUUCUUGUUGGAUCGCUCCCUAAUAGCAAUGUGAAGAACUACCUCAGUGAUCUGGUUCAUAUUACCUGCUACAGAAUAUGUGCCAGAGGCCUGUCAGCCACUAUCCACUAUCACAACAAAGAGAAUCGCCCCAAAAAAGGAGGUAUCUGUGUUGCCAACCACACCUCCCCCAUUGACAUAGUCAUUUUGGCAAACGAUGGAUGUUAUGCUAUGGUGGGUCAGGUUCACGGAGGGCUGUUGGGGGUCAUCCAGAGAUCAAUCGUGAGAUCUUGUCCCCACGUGUGGUUUGAGAGAUCAGAGAUGAAAGAUCGCCACGCGGUUGCCAAAAGGUUAAAAGAUCACAUUGCCGAUAAAACCAAGUUGCCAAUCUUGAUCUUCCCAGAGGGAACUUGCAUUAAUAAUACAUCGGUCAUGAUGUUUAAGAAAGGAAGCUUUGAAAUUGGUGGAACAAUAUACCCAGUAGCGAUUAAGUAUGACCCUCAGUUUGGAGAUGCCUUCUGGAACAGUGCCAAGUACAACAUGGUGAGCUACCUUCUCCGAAUGAUGACAAGCUGGGCCAUAGUGUGCAACGUCUGGUAUCUUCCACCUAUGACUCGACAGGAUGGGGAGGAUGCUGUUCAUUUUGCAAACAGGGUAAAAUCUGCCAUAGCAAAUCAAGGAGGACUGGUGGAUCUGUCCUGGGAUGGAGGAUUAAAGAGAGCAAAAGUAAAAGACUCAUAUAAAGAGGAGCAGCAGAAGAUUUACAGCAGUAUUAUUGUGGGCUCAGACUCUCACGAGACCUCUGUGGGUCCUGAAUAAACACCAAUUCACAGUAUUUAUGAACUUGAUUUAAAAGUGAGAAAUAUGUUCUGUCUUCCACCGGACAACGUCAUUCAGAAUCUACCUGCAAAGUUCUGUUGCUGUUUUGAUACAAUGAUAUUAUAUUUUCUAACUGGAAACAUUAAGCUGUUUUCAUUAGAUCUUUUUAUCUUUUAACUUGUUUUAAAUCUAUAAUUGUAGUAUGAAGACAAUUCAACACUUUGAGGAUACCUGGUUACACUAUAGACACAUUAGACACUAUAGAAUCAAAUUUUAGGUGCUGGUAUGUUUUUCCUAAAAUACACUGUAUAGUACUGCAUGUUAUGGUAUUUAUGUUUAUGCAUGCUUAGAUUUCUGUUACAUGACUUUUUUAAAGACUACUUAAGAUAAAGCUCUUAUGUGAGCUGCACACUGUUAAAGGGACAGUUCACCCAAAAAUGAAACUCCUUAAGUUGUUACAAACCUUUAUAAAUCUGUUUGUUCUGCUGAACACAAAGAAAGAUAUUUUGAGCAAUAUUUUUAACCAAAUCGUUAUUGAGCACCAUUGACUUCCAUAGUAUUUUUCUUUCCUACUAUGGAAGUCUGUGGUACUCCUGAUUCCUUACAGCAAAACAAAUACAUUUAUAAAGGUUUGUAACAACACAAGAGUAAGUAAAUAAUGACAGAAUUUUAAUUUUGGCUGAACUAUCCCUUUAAAUGGAUAGUUUACCUUAAAAUGAAAAUUCUGUCAUUAUUUACUCAUCCUCAUGUUGUUCUAAACCUGUAUGAAUUUAUUUUUCCUGAUGAAUACAAAAGAAGAUAUUUUGAGAAAUAAUGGCACUAAACACACAGCAGAUAGUGACCAUUUACUUCCAUAGUAGGAAUAAAAAAAUAUGAUGGAAUUUAAUGGGUACCGUCAACUGUGUGCUUAACAUUAUUUCAUUAUUUAUCACAAUACUUCAAAAAUAUGUUUUUCCUACUAUGGAAGUCAAUAGUUACUAUCUGCUGUGUGUUUACCAUCAUUUCUCAAAAUAUCUUCUUUUGUGUUCAUCAUAAAAAAUAAAUUCAUACAGGUUUACAACAACAUGAGGAUGAGUAAAAGACAGAAUUUUCAUUUUUGGGUGAACUAUCCCUUUAAGGGCUUAGUGUGGUUCUACAAUCCUGUGGACUGCUCUUGUGUGGACACUAGAGGUCACUCUUGCGAAGCUAAUGAAAAUUUGAGCCUGUCGGAUAGCUCAAAUCACUUUCUUUCCCAAUAAAAUAAUGCAAUUCAUUAUUCUC